UAAGGAAAAAAAAUAACAAAGAAGAAGAAGACAAGAAGAAAUGUUCUCCAGCAGCCAGAUAGAUGUCGCCGGCGGCGGCUUUUCUUCUUCACAAGCCACUGACUCAUCCCGCUCCUCAGCCAAGAGUCGAGAUGCACAGCCGAUGGUUCCGGUAACGGUGAAGCAAAUAAGCGAUGCAGUACUAUCAACUGAUGACAAAUCAAGCUUUAAGAUCGACGGAGUUGAUGUAAAAAAUGUGAUGUUGGUGGGAAUGGCAUUUAACAAAUCUGAAAAGGUUACGGAUGUCCAAUUUGAGAUUGAUGAUGGGACUGGCCGUAUUGGUUGCCUUAGAUGGAUCAAUGACGCCGUGGACACCAAGGAAGUCGGGAGAAUAGAGGAUGGGAAGUAUGUUCGAGUGCAUGGACUUUUGAGAGCAUUGCAAGGCAAAAAGCAACUACAGGUCUUUGCCAUCAGGCCUCUGAAUAACUAUGAUGAGCUCUCAAGCCACUUUCUCGCCUGCAUACAUUACCACAGCUUUAACACCAGACGGAAUGGAGUCACUGCCCCUUUUCAAGUUCAUAAUCCAAUUUCAGCAGUUAGCACUCCUGUGAAUGGACACAAGAGCUCCUCUUCAAAUCAAUUCUAUGGAGAAUAUAGCACGGAUGGACUCAAGGGCAUUGAUAAAAUGGUGAUAGAGUACUUGGAACAACCUUCCUCAGUGGCUCAGGAAAAGGGAGUUCACAGGAAUGAAAUUGCCCAGCACCUCAAAAUUCCUCUGGAAAAGAUCUUGGAGACUAUUGAGUCCCUAGAAUCAGAAGGGCUGAUUUACUCAACAAUUGAUGAAUGUCAUUACAAGUCCACUACCUGUGGUUGAAGUCAUGACAUGCAUAUGCCCCAGAUCAAUGCGAGGAUUGAUAGCAAGAUCAUCAUGCACCCAUGCUUGCACUCAUUUACUUAGGUUGGAUGUCCUAUUUUGUUAGUAGUAGAGUUGAAAAGGGAACAUCGGCUCCAUGAUAAGUAAAAUCCAGCAGACUUUUGUACGCUCGAAAAGUUUCCAACCUUAUUUAGAUAGCCCGUGUUUUGGCUCUGUCUGUUCUGAUGUAAAGGGUAAAACAACUUACUGCUCUCUUAGGAUUGAACUUCACCUUGAAAACUUUGCAGUAAAUGAUUGAUCAAAGACUUAAAAUC
Molecule: messenger RNA, 1167 nt
Organism: Coffea eugenioides
Lineage: Eukaryota; Viridiplantae; Streptophyta; Magnoliopsida; Gentianales; Rubiaceae
Product: replication protein A 32 kDa subunit A-like
Exons: 10
Coding region: 41-853 (270 amino acids)
Biological process (GO): nucleotide-excision repair; double-strand break repair via homologous recombination; DNA replication
Cellular component (GO): nucleus; DNA replication factor A complex; chromosome, telomeric region
Molecular function (GO): DNA binding
Source: RefSeq, a predicted model, not a curated record